AUAAAGGUAUCUUAUCUUAUCUUAUCUUACAAAGCAGGAAGUGAGAAGAGAGAGUAAAACGGGGAAAUGCAGAUACAAAUGAACUUAAUACAAAGAAAGUGACACAAGAGAAUGGAAACUACAUGAAAAUAUAAUCACAACUAUAAGCAGGAAGCAAAAAACAAAACAAAAACAAAAAAAUAACCCCAAAACAUAAAGCAAAUAACAACAUAAACUUGGAAUCAACAGAAAAUAUUAAAGACCAUAAUUUAAAAACAGGCAAAUGACAAGAACUGUGACACAGCGUCAUUGUCAUGCUGGAAAAUGAAGCUGUGACCAAUCAGAUUCUGUCCAGAUAGUUUUUCAUGGUGGGUCAAAUUCUAAUGGGACUUUUCUGAGUCAUAAUUCAUCCGUUUUGGAAAAGAUCUCCAACACCACUGACUGAAAUGCAGCUCCAACCAUGACAGAGCCUCCACCUUGUUUUACAGAUGGCUGUAGACACUCACUGUUGUGACUCAAGACCUUUGCUGCAUAUUUACACUUCUAAAAGACUCAUUUAGCAAACAUUUUUACUCUGAAUUGUUCUCAUUUAAACAGCUGAACUGAAACACUUCAGCACAAACCUUUAUGAAUUUCCCUGUAUGUAUAAAUCUGCAAGUCAUCCUAAAUAAGACAGAACAUUUCAAAAAUAACAAAAAAGCCCCAACAAAGAGCUGUGAAGUGAUCUGAAAGGACAUAAAGACUAAAACGACUUGACCAGUAACAGCGGCUACAUCUAAACUUUUAUUCUGUCAAUCAUUUACAGCUUCGCAAUCAUGACCAGAAGCUGUAUCUAGGUUACCGGUGCACGAUGAGGAAGUGCUGCAGGGUACCUGUGAAUGAAAAAAGCCUUCCUGUUUGGCAGUUUUAGUCUGGUUUUCUUUCUCUGAAGGCGACUUGGGAGGUGUUCCACGAAAGCACCACUCAGAGGGAGCUGCAGGUGCUUGUUUAGGAGGUAACCCAGGAGACGAAGGAGGGAAAAAACUGACGACUUGUGAGACGAGAACAGAACAACAGCAAGACUGUGCUGGAGCACAGAAGAGUAAAACAUGACAGAGGUGACAUCGCCCACCUUCCACCUGUGUUCGGUCUCCUGUUGACACCUUCAGUAGGAUCAGGAAAUCCACUGCUAUGACCUACCUGGCUCACACAGGCCACGCCCAGUUUGGUGCUCUCGGGCUGGCAUGUUUGGGAUGGAUGCUCACCGGCGUGGCUCUUGGACUGAUCCAGUGGAGGGUGUGGCAGGUAUCGGACAGGGCGGUGAUCACCUCCGGUGUGGCAUGGGUCGGACUCUGGAGGGUCUGCUUCGCCAGCCACACCGUGGUGAGCGAGGGCUUCAAGGUUAUGUACUGCAGGUACAUCAUGCUCACCGAUUCCUUCACGCCACCUGAGAUUGCUGCAGGUCAGGUCCUCAUGCUCCUGUCUCUGCUGGUGGGGGUUUGUGGGAACGCUAGUGGUGUUUACUCCAUGAGGAUCGUCUACUUUGGGAUAGGUAAGAACUCUACGGUCCGCCGCGGCUUCAUCCUCACGGGACUGCUGUGCCUCCUCGCUGCUGCGAUAUCGCUCGUGCCUCUCCUCUGGAAUCUGAGCGCUGUGGUGACCAAUCAGACCAUCGAGUUCCCGCCCGAGUUUAAACUCCCCCCAGCACCUGAAUCUCAGCACGUGGGAGGCGGCAUUGGUGUCGGGAUGGCAGGAUCGGUCCUGAUGAUUGUCUCUGGGAUUAUUUUCUGCACAUACCGAUUACCAAAGAGGCCUUUGAGAGAGCAGGUGCACCAGGAAAAUGACACCCGGGGGGAAGAUAACCCCACAUUUGAGUUUCAGGAACACUUGUGAGGAGUUUGUGUGUGAUAAAAUGGACAAAAAAAAAAAGGUUUUUGCACAGACUUUACACUCGUUUCUUCCUUUUAACUCCUCAAAUGUUUACACUGACUCAUCUAGUUUUAUAAUCUCAAGGAGGAUGACUCAUCUGCUGACAGCAAACACCCAUAACGCCCUCACCUUCAUAUGCCUGAGAAGCAGGAAAAUGAAGAUAACAUGUUUCUUACAAAACAGACAACUCUUUAACUUAUGGUUUAAAAUUGGAGCCAAAAAAUCCCCCUUAUAGACAAAAGCUGUUAAGCUACUUUAAAAACUGCAUUGAUGCAUUAAUAACGCUCAUCUGCUAAAUAGCUGAAUGUAAAUGUUACACAGUGUACUGAAUAAAUUAUUGUGUGCUGAAAUUAUUUUAUUACACUUCCUUUUCAGAUUACGUCACAUUUUCAAUGUUUUAUUGCACCUCGACUGAAGUAAAUGUGAAAGUGAGAAUACUGUGACGGGGGUCUAUGUGUACAGCGAUACCUUUAAUCUGCAGAUUUCUGAAAACAGCUCAUCAAUAAAUUAAACACAAACACGAGUCACAAGAAAGGCACUAAGUGUCCCAUCUGUAAGCUGUGCUGUGGAUGAA
Molecule: messenger RNA, 2461 nt
Organism: Haplochromis burtoni (Burton's mouthbrooder)
Lineage: Eukaryota; Metazoa; Chordata; Actinopteri; Cichliformes; Cichlidae
Product: claudin-34
Exons: 2
Coding region: 1150-1851 (233 amino acids)
Biological process (GO): cell adhesion; bicellular tight junction assembly
Cellular component (GO): plasma membrane; bicellular tight junction
Molecular function (GO): structural molecule activity
Source: RefSeq, a predicted model, not a curated record